UUUAACACUUACUUUAGAAAUAACUAAUACAAUGGCAAACGGCGGCGAUUCCAUCAAACAAGAGCACCCGACGGUUCCUCCUCGUCCUCCCCCCACCGCCACUCCUCCACCAAGAGAAACCGAUCUUGCUGACGACAAGGCUCAAUCUUUACUCAACUCACUUCGCUCCACCUCCUUCACUCCUCAAGAAUACGAGACGUGUAUGCGAUCCCUGACCAGCGUCAUGACUAGCAGCGAAGACGAAGACGAGGCUCUGUUUCAAGAAGUGAUCUCGAAGCUAAACGAAACCGAGUUUUGGAGGAUGGUCGGGUUGCUGACGUUAAAACCCGACGAUCGCUAUUUCUUGGAGAUAGCAAGAAACAAGAACGGCUCCAUCCGCCUACACAAACUCCUCGGAAAAUCAGACAACGCCGACGCCUUAAUCUGCGUCGCUAUCUUGCGCCACUUCUUCCACGCCAUGACGGACAAGAACGUGUCCUACGUCGUCGCCAUUCAAGGGAUGCGAGUUUUUAGACACGACAAGAAAAGGGCAAUGCGCGAUCAACUUCUCCACCACGCGGUUUCCCUGGCGCGUACCCGGCACGGCAGCAUCAUGCUCAGAGCAAUCAUAACCGACGAUGAUUUUGAGUACUGCAGACACUGCCUCCUUGGUAAACUCGCGUACAACGCUCUCUUGCUAAGCUACGAUGCUUAUGGGACCUCUGUGGUCCAACACGCGCUUGAACACGGUGCCUUGCGUAGCACGCGUAACAUUAGUGUUAGACUCCGUGGCCACUACGCUGAGCUCUCGUUUACGGAGGGUGGAAGACACAUCGUGGAGAAGCUUUUGGAGAGGGAUGAGGAGACAGAGGCUUUGGUAGUGGAAGAGCUUUUGAAGUGCCAAGGAGACGAGUUGGUGAAGCUGGCGACGAGUGUGUACGGGCAUUUCGUGGUCGAAAAGGCACUGAAAGUCACGCGGGUGGAUUUGUUUAAGGGUUUGGUGAAUAAGCUCAAGCCUUUUCUCCCUCUCUUACGUACGUCUCCCCAAAGCACCACCAUUGCAGAAAUCUUGGAGUCAGUUCGCUAGCUUUUGUCACUAACUAGUUAAUGCCACUAUGAUAUAUGCUGAAAGUUGUCAGAUUUUAUGGUUGUUUUUUUUAGUUAACUCUUGCAAUGAUGUCCUGUAGCGAAGAACCAAAAAGCUUGUUGGUGGAUUCAAUCACUCAGGACUGUAGUCAAUUAGAGAUUCAAUAAUUUG
Molecule: messenger RNA, 1237 nt
Organism: Raphanus sativus (radish)
Lineage: Eukaryota; Viridiplantae; Streptophyta; Magnoliopsida; Brassicales; Brassicaceae
Product: putative pumilio homolog 20
Exons: 1
Coding region: 32-1066 (344 amino acids)
Biological process (GO): post-transcriptional regulation of gene expression
Cellular component (GO): cytoplasm
Molecular function (GO): mRNA binding
Source: RefSeq, a predicted model, not a curated record